AUGUUGAAGUUUGCAAGGAAACUCGAUCCCGAGCAACUGUUUACUCGACAAGAACGAAUUGGUCGUGGAUCCUUCGGUGAAGUUUAUAAAGGCAUCGAUAAUCGAUCUGGACAAGUGGUAGCAAUUAAAAUCAUCGACUUGGAACAAGCUGAAGAUGAAAUUGAGGAUAUUCAGCAGGAAAUUAUGGUUUUAAGUCAGUGUGAUUCACCAUACGUUACUAAAUAUUACGGGUCAUAUUUAAAGGGAUCGAAGCUGUGGAUAAUUAUGGAAUAUCUUGGUGGUGGAUCAGCGCUGGAUUUAACAAAAAGUGGAAAAUUGGAGGAAAUGCAUAUUGCAGUUAUCCUGAGGGAAAUUCUUAGAGGAUUAGAAUAUCUCCAUUCGGAGCGAAAAAUUCAUCGAGAUAUAAAGGCUGCAAAUGUACUUUUGUCCGAGUCUGGUGAUGUUAAAGUGGCAGAUUUUGGUGUCGCUGGACAAUUAACUGAAACAGUGAAAAAACGAAUAACAUUUGUUGGAACACCGUUUUGGAUGGCACCCGAAGUUAUCAAACAAGCAUCUUAUGAUUUCAAAGCGGAUAUAUGGAGUCUAGGCAUAACAGCAAUUGAACUCGCAAAUGGUGAACCACCGCAUUCAGAUUUACAUCCAAUGAGAGUGCUCUUUUUGAUACCGAAAAAUGCACCACCACAACUUAAUGGCUCAAACUGGUCGAGGGCUUUCAAAGAAUUCGUUGAAAUUUGUCUUAAUAAAGAUCCAGAAAACGUCGGUUUUCCGAGACCAUCUGCGAAGGAAUUAUUAAAGCAUCCAUUCAUAAGGCGAGCGAAAAAAAACAGUGUUUUAAUAGAGUUAAUCGAGCGGAGUGUUGAAUAUAAAUUAAGAAUAGGACCGAGCAGCGAUUCUGAUCAAGAUGAUGAUAAUGAUGCGGCCAAUGGGGAAGUUCCAUGGGAAUUUUCAACAGUUCGAACAUCUUCAGCGAAAACUAAUCAAGAUGACGAUAAUCAAAAUACAGUUAGAAUAAAAUUAAGCUGCAAUAAUCGACCAACAGUUAUUUCGCAAGGGUCGCCGAAGUCUGAUAUAAGCCCAGAUGGAACCAUUGUUAAUCGCAACAAUGAUUCUCGAAUCUCACAAAUAGCAAGUGAAUUGCGUCAGACUUCUUUUCGUUCCUAUGGUGUUUCUAACCAACCAAGUGGAUCUUCAUAUCAGAAUUUCCCAUCAUCGGUAAUUCCUAAUGGUGUUUCCAUUGGUGAUCAUAUUAUGAAUGCUACUACUAUUUCCGUUGCUUCUCCAACCAGCUCACCUACCUCUUCUUUAAACCGUACUUCUUCAAUUGCUGUUGGCUAUAGUCCUCAGCAAUCUUCUCAGAAUCAUGUCCGGCAUACAUCGAAUAUCGCAACAAAUGGUGUUCAAGCGUUAUCAAGUCAUCACUUUGUGAAUUCCCAAGUAUCCCGUUUAACCUCAUCCCAUGUCCAUGAACCACAGCGAUAUAAAGGCGCACUUGAAUAUACACUUCUACCUGCUCUUAAAAAGCUGGCGCGCACUCGGCAUUCUGGUGCUGAUUUGGAAGCCGUUGCAACUGCUUUGAAACAAGCGGAGAAAAGUAGUCCCGGCAUAUGUGAUCAACUAAUAAUCGAACUUUUGACGACAAUUGCUCUUCCACAAACUACCGAAAAUGAACUGCAAAUGGCAAUCGAUCGACUCACCACAAGACAUGCUUGA
Dracunculus medinensis (Guinea worm) is the source of this 1710-nucleotide messenger RNA. The record is from the annotation of a GenBank genome assembly. NCBI's taxonomy places the organism in Eukaryota, Metazoa, Nematoda, Chromadorea, Rhabditida, Dracunculidae.